GAGCUCCUCUCUCCCCUGCACACCACUCCUCUCUCUCCCCCGUGCAGCGAACCCUAGCACUCCCCGAUCCAGAUCCCUCCCCUCCUCAUCCCCUCGCCGCCAUCCACCGCCGCUCGUCGCCCUCCACCGCCACUCUGCCGUUGCACCGCACCGCCCCGCCUGCCUGCCUGACCGCUCUGCCUGCUACUGCUACUGCUACCUGCAACUACACCCACGCCACACCCAUCCCUCAUCCUCCUCCACUUGUUCCGGUGGUACCACUCGCUCGGAGGCUACAGCAAGAGCUAUAGCCCGCGCGCGCAGGCCUGUUCCGCCAUGGUGUACCAGUACCACCACCAGCAGGACCAUCCGCUGGGGAUGGACGGUGUGGCGGCGGCGGCGGGGAACCCUAGCGGUGUCGUCACGGUGAACAGGCGGACCAACGUGUGCCCACUUCUGCAUCGGCAGCUUCACCAGCUCAACCUCACCGUCACAAGAAGAAUUAACCUGGGAAGCAAAUGGAGCUUAUAGGGGCCAAAUUGUUGUUGGCAGUGUCUAUAGAAAUCUUGAACAAGUGUUGCUGGGAGACUAAUUCAGUAUGCUUUGCAGGGUGUAGCCUGAUGUAGAGAACCAUGGCACUUUUGAAACCAAACCCCGUGCGGCGAGUCGACGAGGUGCCGCCCGAUGAUGACGGCUGCGACGACGCCCUUGAGACCGACGGGCGGGGCAUCGGGGACGACGACCCCUUCGACAUCCCCGCCAAGCGCGCGCCCGUCGAGAGGCUAUGGCGGUGGAGGGUUGUUAUGACGCGAACAAGCUGCUGUUGCAGGUGGACGACUGCUCAUGGCUGCUCAACCUAUCUCUCCUACCCCCACACGUGAUGCUAGGCUUUCAUGUUUCUUCGCAAGCAUCAUGACAAAGAAGAAGAAGCAUAGUUCAAUGGAUCUAGUUAUGGGAGUAAUGAAGCCCAUAUGAUGCUUCAUUACUAUACACUUGUAGAGCUAUUUGUUUGAUUGUGAACUUAAUGCUUGUCACAUUUAUAUGUGUUCUAUUAUGUAAAAGAUUGCUAUUUGCUAUUGUUUGAAGUA
Messenger RNA from Hordeum vulgare subsp. vulgare (domesticated barley), 1067 nucleotides. RefSeq lists its product as uncharacterized. Bases 612 to 860 code for a protein of 82 amino acids. Gene Ontology annotation, molecular function: calmodulin binding. Lineage: Eukaryota; Viridiplantae; Streptophyta; Magnoliopsida; Poales; Poaceae. The transcript is spliced from 5 exons. The record is from RefSeq and is a predicted model, not a curated record.